Molecule: messenger RNA, 1026 nt
Organism: Pelodiscus sinensis (Chinese soft-shelled turtle)
Lineage: Eukaryota; Metazoa; Chordata; Testudines; Trionychidae
Source: RefSeq, a predicted model, not a curated record
AUGGCCACCCUUCUUGAUGGACAGAUGGAUGGAGAGUCAACGCAGUCCGUGUAUGAUGAAACAUUGCAUGUGCCCAUUUCCAGCACCGCGAAGGACAAUCAAAGUGCCACCACCGAGUUCAUCCUGCUUGGGUUUGGAGACCUUCAUGGACUGCGGCUCCUGCCCUUUGUGUCGUUUUUAUUUACCUACCUGAUCGCCGUCUCUGGGAACAUGCUCGUUGUCUUCGUCGUCUUGGCUGAUCGCAGCCUUCGCACCCCCAUGUACUUUUUCCUGGGCAACUUGUCCUGGUUGGAGAUCUGCUACGUCUCCACCGUGGUCCCCAAGAUGCUGAAGACUUUGCUUAGCGAGCGCGAAGUGAUUUCUCUCGUGGGCUGCAUCACGCAGUUGUACGUGUUUGGUUCCCUGGGCAUUUCCGAGUGUUUGCUGCUGUCCGUCAUGUCCUUUGACAGGUAUUUAGCCAUCUGCCAUCCGCUCAGUUAUUCAGCGAUUAUGAACUUCCGGGUUUGCCUUCUCCUAGCUGCGGGUUCCUGGGCUGCGGGUUUCACGGUUCCUUUGAUAAGCAUCGUUAUGCUAUUCAGGCUGCCUUUCUGUCGUUCCAACGAGAUCGACCAUUUUUUCUGCGAUUUAAUGCCGCUGCUAAAACUGUUGUGUGCGGGCGCUCACAAGAUCGAGGUUGUGACUUUCAGCUUUGCUGCCGGGAUUGUUCUAGUCCCAUGUUUGCUAACCCUGGUUUCCUACUGUAGAAUCAUCUUGACCAUCUCUCGGAUCCCUUCCGCCACUGGGAAGAAGAAAGCCUUCUCCACCUGCUCCGCCCACCUCCUUGUGGUCAGCAUUUUCUACGGGGCCCUCAUUCUUAUCUAUGGCGUCCCCAUUGGGAAUCAGUCGCCGGGUCUCAACAAAGCCAUCUCUGUGCUCUACACGGUCCUGACGCCCACCGUCAACCCCCUCAUAUACAGUCUGAGAAACAAGGAGGUCAAGGGGGCCCUGUUGAAAAUUGCAAUGAAGGCGGUCGCUUUCAGAAGUUGA